This is a messenger RNA of Penicillium diatomitis, 1131 nucleotides long. Its product is annotated as casein kinase II subunit beta. NCBI's taxonomy places the organism in Eukaryota, Fungi, Ascomycota, Eurotiomycetes, Eurotiales, Aspergillaceae. The record is from RefSeq and is a predicted model, not a curated record. The transcript has a single exon. Gene Ontology annotation, cellular component: protein kinase CK2 complex; cytoplasm. The coding region runs from base 1 to 1131 and encodes 376 amino acids. Gene Ontology annotation, molecular function: protein kinase regulator activity.
AUGUCGUCGUCGGAGGGUGCGCCGGAGUCAUGGAUCUCCUCAUUUUGCUCGCUCAUGGGCCAUGAGUUCUUUGCGGAGGUCUCGGAAGAUUUCAUCGAGGAUGACUUCAAUCUCACUGGACUGCAGUCCCAAGUCCCCAUGUACAAGGAGGCCUUGGAGAUGAUCCUCGACGUCGAACCGGAGGAGGAUGAAGACGAGGAGGAAGAGGAGGAGGAAGAGGAAGAAGAAGAUGAGGACGAAGUAUUGGGCGACGAGCGGCCUCUAGGCUAUCGGCGCGCGGGUGACCGUCGGCAUACACGGGUGGCGAGCGAUCUGAGUGUGAUUGAGAGCUCCGCGGAGCUACUCUACGGGCUGAUCCACCAGCGGUACAUCACCUCGCGCCCCGGCAUCCAGCAGAUGCUGGAAAAGUACGAGAUGCAGCACUUUGGAGAGUGUCCACGCGUGAACUGCGGCGGAUGCAAGGUCCUUCCAGUGGGUCGUUCUGAUACCCCCGGGCAAGAAACCGUCAAGCUGUUCUGCCCCGGCUGCAUGGAUAUCUACACCCCGCCCAACAGUCGCUUCCACUCCGUCGACGGUGCCUUCUUCGGUACCACAUUUGGUUGUCUCUUCUUCAUGACUUUCCCCGAUCUGAAUGUUGGUUCCCGUCUGGAUGGGUCGCGCUCCACCGCCGCUCGCUCUCCAUCUACGCUCGCCAGCGCUCAAAUGCCCAACGAACCCCCUACGCCUGAAGAUCAACCGAUCGAGAUUAACGGCAUGCACACCUCCAAUUUCUGCCCCGGCCUCGGACGCGGGAAGAUUUACGACCCCAAGAUCUACGGAUUCAAGGUAUCCGAAGUGUCCAAGGUCGGCCCGCGGAUGAAGUGGCUUCGAAUGAAGCCCAGGGAUAUCUACGAGGUGGAUGAGGCGCGCAACUAUGAGCUCAAUGCCGCCGAGCGCGAGGAGGAAGUGAGAGAAAACGAGGCCCGCGAACGUGAGACUGACAAUGAUGGCGAUAUGGAGAUGAAUGCUGAACAAUCCCAAGAAGCGGCAAUUGCGAAUCGAAAAAAGGCACCCAUGCGUCGUCGACGACAAACCCCCACCCAGACGGCAGCUUCGGACCAGAUGAGUGUGCAGAGUGCGGAAAUCGGCUAA